This is a messenger RNA of Xenopus laevis (African clawed frog), 7085 nucleotides long. RefSeq names its product class E basic helix-loop-helix protein 41 (gene bhlhe41.S). Gene Ontology annotation, biological process: regulation of DNA-templated transcription; negative regulation of transcription by RNA polymerase II; DNA-templated transcription. The record is from RefSeq and is a predicted model, not a curated record. The coding region runs from base 155 to 1420 and encodes 421 amino acids. The transcript has 5 exons. NCBI's taxonomy places the organism in Eukaryota, Metazoa, Chordata, Amphibia, Anura, Pipidae. Gene Ontology annotation, cellular component: nucleus; cytoplasm. Gene Ontology annotation, molecular function: protein dimerization activity; DNA binding.
UGCAGCCAUCUUUCCCCUUGCACAGAUGCAGUUGGCUCAGUUCGCUCAGAGCUCAGGCACAGACACAGCAGUUGCCUCUCACUCAUAACUACACAGUCUGGAUGUGCGCCGGGCUCCAGCCUCUCAACCUGCACAGCAAAGCCACCAGCCAAACAUGGAGGAAGGGAUCCCCAGCCUGCAGGACAGGCAGCUGGAACCCAGGGAUUUUCUGGGAAUGGAGUACCCCCACCUGUACCUGUGCAAGCCCAAGAGAGGAAUCAAACGUGACGAAAGCAAGGAGACCUACAAACUGCCUCACCGGCUGAUCGAGAAGAAGAGGAGAGACAGGAUUAAUGAAUGUAUCACUCAGCUGAAGGAUCUCCUUCCUGAACAUCUCAAACUGACAACUUUAGGGCACUUGGAAAAAGCUGUUGUUUUGGAGUUAACUUUGAAACACUUGAAAGGUCUCACAUCUCUGACUGAGCAGCAGCAUCAGAAAAUCGUCUCUUUACAGAACGGGGAACGCUCUCUGAAGUCCCCUAUCCAGACUGAUUUAGACACUUUCCAUUCUGGAUUCCAGACCUGUGCCAAAGAGGUCCUACAGUACUUGUCCCAUUUUGAAAGCUGGACCUCUAGAGACCAAAGAUGCACCCAGCUCCUGAACCAUCUGCACACAGUGUCCAGCCAGAUCCUCUCCAGCUCACAGCUUCUGCUUCAGUCUGUUCCCAGCAGCAAAGGGUCCCCUGCCUCCAAUGGCCGCGGGGUGCAAAAGGCAGAGAACCAGACAAACUGUGUUCCCGUCAUACAGAGGACACACAAUCUGGAGUUAAAUGAGAAUGACACAGAUACCGACAGUGGCUAUGGAGGUGAAGGGGAGAAGGUGGAGGUCAGGGCCAAUGGAAAAAGUAGCAGUGGGGUGAAAAACCAAGGAAGCAACAAUCUGACCAUCAAAGAAGAGCCAAUAGAGGAGCCUUCGCCAAAAAGGUUUAAGGCAGAGUUUUCUGGAAGAGGUGUGACAGGUCCCAAUGCUGAACCUGCCAUUAGACCAGAUGCUGCUUUGCUGAACUCUCUGAUGGGGGUUGGGGGUGUCCCUUUUGGACAGCAGGCACCUUUCUGUUUGCCCUUUUAUUUCAUCUCACCCUCAGCAGCAGCUGCCUACAUGCCCUUCUUAGAAAAGGGCAGUUUGGAGAAAUACCUCUACCCGGCAUCAGCAGCAACCCCCAUCCCAUUACUGUACCCAGGGAUCCCAGGCCAGGCAACAGGCACAUUCCCAUGUUUGUCCUCCGUGCUGUUGCCCGAGAAGAUGGCUGGAUGUUCCUCUGCCCUGUUACCUGAGCUCCCUUCAUCUCCCUUCCAAACUGGACCUGCUGCUGACAGGGGGCUGACUGAGGAGCUGGGGGAACCUUUGGAAGACUUUUUGUCGCCUUCCAAGGAAAACUGACCCUAACAGUUGGAAAGUACCCCAAACACUGAAACUAAAACAAAACAGAAUCGACUAAAGAAGCCUCAUAUUAUGUAGGUGGUUCUGAUAUAAAUGUAUCAACAUUAGGGUUUUAUACAGAUGGUAUUGUAACCCAUUAAUUUAAGCCUUCAAAAAGAAUCAUGGAUUAAUGUGCCUCAUGAUCUAUCACUGAAUGUGUAGUGACUAUAGAGUUAGCCAUGGUUAUCCCACUGACGUAGCCAUGGAUAUCCCAAAGAUGUAACUGACGUAACGUUGUAGCCAUGGGUGUCCAACAGAUGAAGCCAUGGCUAUCCCAUAUUCCAACUAGAAAUGGUGGGGUAAGUCCUCCAACUGCCCAAAAAAUAUUGUUCAAGAUUCAUUUUCAGAUACCAUUCAAGCUAAAUAUUAGCGGUGUUAUAGGAAACGGUUUCUGUGAUUGAGUAUGUCGUGUUAAUACUUUAAAGGCAAAUAUAUUUUCAGAUAAAACUUCAGAUUUCAUUAGUAUUGGGCAGUAGCCUUUUGCUAGUUUCACCCGUACAGCCCUUUUCCUCCACGUGGAGGACAUGAUGUGAAGUAAGUUCACCAUACACCUGGGUGGUGGGAUGUUGGAAGUUAUAGUUAAACAGCAUCUUGAGGGCCAGACCUACUGUAGGUGGCCACAGGUUGAGGUGUGUCUCAUUGGCAUCUUUUUUAAAACUUCCCAGAAACCUUUCUUCUCAUCACUAUUCAGGUACUUUUUUUUUCCGGCUUGGCAGUAAGAGGAGAAGUGGAGUACGUAAUGGUGCCAGGUGAUACUGUAGUAUAAUCCUGUUACAUAAGAGGUGAAAUUGUGCUUGGUUUGGCAACGCCGUGCAUUUCUACUGACUCCUCUCUGUUCUUUCACCCAAAUGAGUUCACUGCACCACAAUUAUGUAAUUGGUAGGCAGACUGUGGAUACAAGGCACCUAGUACAGGAGACUAGAAUGACGUGUUGUAAGAGAAUACAUUCAGUGUUCUUCCAGCUUGUGAGCCCACAAUGAACCGUGUACCUUUCUCGUCUCGGGUUCCCUCGCAGCCACUGCACCACGAGAGAUUCUUAGCUUAAUAACUACCAUCUCUAUCAAAUGUUAAUGUUGGUCAUUUAUCUGCCGGUAUUGGUAAAGUUGAGUCACGUUUGCCGCAGUUUCAGCCCCGCAAUGGUAUUUUUAUUUGAUUUUCGCUGUAAAACAAUGCCUGUCUUACCAAUCUCAAAAUAUCUCCAUUUACAAGAGAAACGAAACGCAGAUUAUUACAUUUUUUAAAGAAAAAAAAAAAAAAUGUUGGGCUUUUUGGUAAAAAAAAAAAAAAGCCUAUUUAGCAAUGUAUUUAAGUGUUUUUUUUGUCGAUGCUGGCCUUUAAUGCAGCUUAAUGUACAAUCCAGACUUCUGUUCUGUGUUAACCCCUUCAAAGCCACUGAUAAUGCUAAGGCACAGCUGCCCAACUUCAGCCUUUGCGACUUCUGUUCCCUGGUAGGUAUAGAAAGAGUUAAAAGAGCAUUUAACAGAUUGCCUGCCCAGGCUAGAUAUGAGUGCCCAGCCCAUUACUUUUCUAAUGCGUUCCUUUAACUCUUUCAUAAAGCAUGGAUGGUUAACCAGCAGCUCUCCUCUGGCUGCCACUUAGUGCCUUUAAAACUGGGCACACAUUAAGUCUGCAUAUUGUUAGCAAAGUAUUUCGGGUAAGGGUUAUGGUACAUUGGGAACCAUCUGCACCGAGUCUGUUCUCCACGUGUCUCUGUUGGGUACCUUUGGGUUCCUCCUACUCUCUAAAAACAUAAAGUCAGGCUGAUAUCAUUUGAAUGAGAUAGAGACCUUAGAUUGUAGGCUCCAAAGGAAUAGAGACUAAUGUAUAACCUCUGUAAAGCGCUGCAUAAAUGUGUCAGCACUAUGUAACAGAUCAUCUUCUUUCCACAUUUUCCAUAAAUGAAACGCACUUUCCAUUCAAAACAAAGGGAGGCGUGAUUUGGGGCACUCCAAAAUGUUCUGUGUGCUAUUACCCUUUUGUGAAAAGGUGAGGUGGUGAAGCUAGCCAUUGGGAUAUUCAGUAACGUAAUCAGGCCAUCCUUGCAUUAGAGGGAGCAGGUGAGGUUUCUGAAUUUCACCAUAUGACACCCCGAGUCCGGCUUAACAUAACUUCCUUUACUAUUUAACCUUGCUCACGUUACCUCCAGGAGAAUAUAUUUAGUAGUUGGCUGCUGGUGGAUCCUGAGUGGGCAGUUUUCACUAGUGAAGGGGGGUCUGCUUGAUGAAUUUGCACUUGAACGAGAGAUUUCCAUGCAUAGACACUGGAGACAAAAAUGGCGUAUUUGUACACGCAACGUAGCACUUUAUCCUGCAAAAACAAGGAUGUCCGCAGUGACUUUUUCUUUCGAAUUGGCUGUCGUAAGAAGUGCAGUGUAAAUAAUGCAUUUUUUUAUUAUGGGGCACUGAACUGAAAGCAAAAAGGCUAACUUAUGUUCUCUUAAAUUCUUCAAACUUUUCCAAGGCAGGAAAGGAGAGGACUCAAUGUCCCUGGGUACAUGAUAGAUGGCCGUGGUCACAAAGAGACGGCUGUGGAUUGGGGCCGGGAAAACUACUUGGCUACGGUUCAGUCAGGGUUGCUUUCAAAUUAUAUAUGUAGAAAAUCCUUUACUGCUCUUGUUGCAUGCACCUUUGAAGCAAUGAUCAGAUAUAAAAUCAAAUUGGAUUGCUUGCAAGGGAACGCAAAAUACCGCGAGUGAAAUUGCACAUUUUUCCCACGUGCCCUAUUCGACCAUGGGUGCUCUAUGCUGAAGCUUUAGGGGCUGAUCUAUUAAUCCGCGUGUUGAUGUAAAACACAAGUAAUUUCUUUAUUUCAUUUUUUGCCAUAAAUUGUUUUUUAGUUUCACAAUAUUUUUAGAUGUUUUAAGUACUUUUUUUUUCUUUAAAAAAGUGACUAACAACUCGUACUUUAGUUUUUUUACAUGGAUAGCCCAGAUCUCGACCCUUCAGUAUUAAUAAUAAACGUUGCAAUUGCAACCUUAUUCAGUAAGGACCUCGGAAAUUAUCCAUCAGGUUUUAACUGCAUGCACAAAUAAACUGUCAAUUGUCGAUGUCUAAUUCACUAAAAAGCCAUUUGGUGAACUGGAUAUUAAAGGUAUGGGGUGGUUAUCUCAAAUGGGUUUGGAAAUCAUCUGUGAGACACAAUUGCUAUGUGUUACUUAGUUUAAAGGCAGAAAAUAGAUGUGCAACUAAUUAGAUUGCAAAUAAUUUCACAGUUUAAAACCUUCCAACAAACGUUAAAUAACCAUCAGACUGGUGUGGAAACCCGAGGGGCAGAAAUUCGGCACUUGAUUUUGUAGAUCUACUAAACUACUCCUAUAUUUUAACCAUCAUUUCUAAAGCCAUAAUUAAAGUGAUUGUUACAAUGUAAUUACAAAAUUCUCUUACAAUAAUAUACAGACCCAGACAUGUUAAAACAAGAAAUAGUAGUUCUGGUGCUCCUAGAACUUAAUGUUACCACCCAAAAAAUGUAAUUUAAAAAGGAUAAACUGGUGCUCCAACAGUAUUUGAAACUCAGUUUUCAGCAGCCAUAGGGAGAUAAUCAGGGGGAGUAUAAACCAGGUAUAACUAUACCUUACUCUAAUAUACUCUGUACCAGAAACCCCUAAUGACCAAUUAAAUUGCUUCUUUACUCUUGCUGCCAUUGAUCAGAACUAUUUUGAACUGGCUGCUAUGGGUUACAACUUGUAAAAUAAACUGACAUUUGCCACCAGCAAAUGCAACAAUUUUUUGUAAAGAACGUUAGUCCAUUUACAACAAUGCAAAAACUAAAACUAUAAAUUGGUGUAAAGUGUAAGAACAAGAGAAGCCAAACAAACAGGUCAUUACCUACCCAGUACCGAAAGAGAUGAUAUCCAAAAAUAGUUGCGUUGCUUCAUCGACCUAUAUAAAUACUAUAUAUACUGCAGAGCUUUUCCAGCUUAUUACAAACAACAGUUCUGCCAUUACUGGGAAUGACUUGGUUGAAAAGUUAUUGAUGGUAUAAUUUACCAAAUGGGUUUAGUAUGAUGUGUGAUGCAGGCCACAACAGGCCCCUGUAUAUAUUUCUUGCCCCAAGAAGUUAAGACAGGGCUGCUCUGCACCAAAAAUCUGGAGUAGGGUACAACCGGACCAUGAGUAUAAGGUCUCUUGCACUUCUGUCUGGGGUCAAAAGAAAACACAUCCUUUAUUUUUUCUUCCUCUACGUCGCCUAUCAAUGGUUUAAUAAACACCCUCAUCCAAUGCUUUGUGUACACACAUGUAGUGAUGCCAGUCCCUUGGCUGAUUAGGCUAAACUUUAGUACUUUAAAUAGUUUUUCCUUUAAGGCUAUGUAAUUGUUUCUUAUUAUUGUUUUUGCCACAUGGUGCAAAAUCCAGCAUGACCAAUGCGAUUUUCAGCUUAAGACAUCAAAAUGCUCAAAUUUGCCUCGUUAGAGACUAAUGUGGCAAUAGCUGGCAAUUACCAUUUCUAAAUUAUAAUCACCUGAUCCACACAUGCACUGGUAUUGUCUGAGCGAUUCCAUGUCGGUCAAUGACGAGCACUUUGCAGCACACCUACACAGCUCGAGAUUCACCAAAUCUAUACAUUUUGCCCAAAUACUCAAUACUUCCAAAUUGUUACAUCACAUGUUUCAAACUAACUUAAGUAUUUGCUUUGAUUCAGCUAAUCAAUGGGGAUUCAAACAAAUUGUGCAUAAAGAGCUGGGGUUGAAUGCUGAAUUCAAUACAUAAUUACUUUUCUUAAAGGGCACCUGUUGGCUAAAUAUAUUAUCCCCAACCAAAGGUGUGGGCUACUAGAGCCCUCACUCCGGUUGGGGGUUAGUCAUUUUUUUUAAAAGCCCCCGGCUAGUGCUAGGCCACCCGCACCAGGAGGGAGCUCCUAAUGAGCCAAUGCCGCAACUUGCUCAUUAUGUUCAUGUGCUCUGGAGGGGGACGUUUAAAAAAAACAAAAAAACUACUGUUACUCCCAACUGGGCUCUAAUAGCCAACUCUGUUGGUUGAAGAUAAUAUAUUUAGCCAACGGGUAUCCUGUGAAAUUGCUAUACUGCCAUCCCCUUGCCAUGAGGGAUAACUCCCUAUUUGUUCUCUACAGCACAAUGUAAUUGUAUCUUAUUAUUGUUUCUUAAUAUCUCAGCAGGAGGGGUGGGAUUGAUAUAAGAUUAACCCAAAAAUAUUUGCAAUGCCUGACAUAGUUAAUUUUUGCUCGGGAGUCUCCCAGACACCAGGUAAUCAUAAAGAGAGCUUUUUUUCCUAAUAAGACUUAAAGAAGACCUUGUCUAGAUAUUUUUAGUUUGUUACCAAGGUAGCACUGUGAAUGUUAUGUAAGAUGUGAGAUGCGACAGGAUGACUAAGGUUGAGGAAACAUUUCUCGUCUGAUCUUUCAGCUCUUUAACUCAUGCCUCAAACGCUGUGUUUAAGCAACGUUCAAAAUCUUAAUAGCCUACGCCAUGGCCAUCUGUAAAUAGUUGUUGAUACAAUCUAAUGAAUGAUGUCGGACAAGCCAUUUGUGCAGGGGAAAUGCCUAUUCAUUGUGAUUUUCUUUUGUCUGCAUUUAAAUCUUUCAAAAAGUUGGACUUUUGUCUAAAGCUCGGUAGGAAAUGUGCUGUAUUAAAUUAUUGGAAUAAUAAAUAAAUGCUUUCUGCAAGAAACCA